Molecule: messenger RNA, 3449 nt
Organism: Heterocephalus glaber (naked mole-rat)
Lineage: Eukaryota; Metazoa; Chordata; Mammalia; Rodentia; Bathyergidae
Source: RefSeq, a predicted model, not a curated record
AUGCCGAGCCCGCCACCUGGUUCCCGCAAGUAGCUCUGUGGAGCGCAGGCGAGGUGGUCGCAGCUGUGACCAUGGCCCGGGCGCUGGCCGGUCUGGCCUCGAGCUUGCAGGUCCCGCGGGUCGUCUCCAUCCCGGACUCAGACUCCGACACAGACUCGGAGGACCCGGGUCCCCGGCGCAGCGCUGGCGGCCUGCUCCGCUCGCAGGUCAUCCACAGCGGACACUUCAUGGUGUCGUCGCCGCAUAGCGACUCGCUGACCCGGCGGCGCGACCAGGAGGGACCUGUAGGACUUGAUGACUUCGGGCCGCGCAGCAUCGACCCCACACUCACGCGCCUCUUCGAGUGCUUGAGCCUGGCCUACAGCGGCAAGCUGGUCUCUCCCAAGUGGAAGAACUUCAAAGGCCUCAAGCUGCUGUGCCGAGACAAGAUCCGCCUCAACAACGCCAUCUGGAGAGCCUGGUAUAUCCAGUAUGUGGAGCGGAGGAAGAGCCCCGUGUGCGGCUUCGUGACGCCCCUGCAGGGGCCGGAGGCCGAUGAGCACCGCAAACCAGAGGCCGUCGUCCUGGAGGGGAAUUACUGGAAGAGGCGCAUCGAGGUGGUGAUGCGCGAGUACCACAAGUGGCGCAUCUACUACAAGAAGCGGCUCCGUAAGUCCAGCAGGGAAGGGGAUCUCUUGGCCCCCAAGCAGGCCGAAGGGGGGUGGCCGCCGCCAGAGCGAUGGUGCCAGCAGCUCUUCUCCAGUGUGGUGCCUGUGCUGCUGGGGGGGCCCGAGGAGGAGCCUGGCGGGCGGCAGCUCCUGGACCUCAACUGCUUUCUGUCCGACAUCUCCGAUACGCUCUUCACCAUGACGCAGCCCAGCUCCUCAGCCCUGCAGCUGCCCCCCGAGCACGCCUAUGUGGGCAAUGCUGACAUGAUCCAGCCGGACCUGACACCCCUGCAGCCCAGCCUAGACGACUUCAUGGAGAUCUCAGAUUUCUUCACCAACUACCGCCCCCCACAGACGCCCAUGGCUUCAAACUUCCCAGAGCCCCCCAGCUUCACCCCCAUGGCUGAGUCCAGCUUCAGCAGUGGGAUCCUGGCCCCGGAGGUGCCCCCGGUCUCCUUGGGGUUGCCCCACCUCCCAGGACAGAACCGCUUGCAGGCUCGGAACAACUGUCCUGGCCCCUUGGACCCCAGUGCCUUCCUGAGUCCUGACUUCCUCCUUCCUGAAGAGCCCAAGCCCAAGCUCCCACCGCCUCCUGCGCCUCCACCCCUCCUCCAGUACCCCACCCCUGACAAGGCACUGGGCCUGCAGCCCUGCACCCCGCCUCCCUUCCCUCCCAGGAUUUCAGCCCCUGCUGUGCUGCAGGAGGAGCCCCUCUUCUCCGCCAGGUUUCCCUUCCCCUCAGCCUCUCCAGGCCCGGGAGCGUCCCUGCUGCCUGCUCCCGUAGCCUUCCCAACCACCCCAGCUCAGUCCAUCCCAGGCCCUGCCCCAGGCCCCAAUCCCUUCGCCAUAGACCUGAUACCUUCUGGGUAUCCAGAGCCCACCUUGGGCUGUCAUUUCACAAUGCCUCAGGGUGUGCAGCCCAGGGCCAAGCCUCCUGCCCCAUCCACCAGGGGACCAAAGGCCAACCCCCCCACCUUGGCCCCUGCCACUGCCCGGGGCAGCAACCCCUGCCUCACACAGCUGCUGAGGGCAGGUGAGAGGGCACAGAGGGUGUCGGGGAGAGGGGGCAAAGUGGCAUGGAAGUAUGAGUAUGGGCUUUUAGGGGCAAGAGGGGUCCCAAGCGGUGCUGGGGUAGGGCCAGCCCCAGCGCCCCUCACAGUCUCCCUGUGUGCAGCCAAGACCGAGCAAACCCUGGAGCCACUGCUUGUGCCCAGCACCCUCCUCCGGCCCCCGGGGUCCCCGGUAAGACGGUGGGCAGUGGGAGGUGGGGAUGAGCCCAAGGCCUUCACCCCAACUUUUGGGCCUUCUGCAUUCCAGCAGGAGACGGUCCCUGAAUUCCCCCAUGCCUUCUUUCCCCCAACCCCGGCCCCUACACCGCCCCGGCCACCUCCGGGCCCAGCCACACUGGCCCCUCCCAGGUCCCUGAUUGUCCCUAAAGCAGAGCGGCUGUCACCAGCACCCAGUGGUAAGGACGGGUUACAGGGAUUGGGGGGAUCUAGGGGAGAGAAGAGAAGAAAGAAGGGGAACUGUGUCGGGACCAUGAUGAGAAGGACAGGGCAACAGGACCCCCUCUCCCAUGUGUGUCUGGGUGUGUCUGUCCUCACCACAGGCAGUGAGCGGCGGCUGUCAGGGGAGCUCAACUGCGUGCCUGCUCUGGGCACCCAGAGUGUGGGCGUCUCUCCCCCUCCAUCCUCCCUGUGCCGGGGCCGGCCAGACAACAGCAAGACUGAGAACCGGCGCAUUACACAUAUCUCGGCUGAGCAGAAGCGGCGUUUCAACAUCAAGCUGGGCUUCGACGUCCUCCACGGGCUUGUGAGCACACUCAGUGCCCAGCCCAGCCUCAAGGUGAGCAAGGCGACCACGCUGCAGAAGACGGCCGAGUACAUCGUCAUGCUGCAGCAGGAGCGGACGGCCCUGCAGGAGGAGGCCCAGCAGCUGCGGGACGAGAUCGAGGAGCUCAAUGCUGCCAUCAACCGGUGCCAGCAACAGCUGCCCGCCACGGGGGUGCCCAUCACACACCAGCGCUUUGACCAGAUGCGAGACAUGUUUGAUGACUACGUCCGGACGCGAACACUGCACAACUGGAAGUUCUGGGUUUUCAGCAUCCUCAUCCGCCCUCUGUUCGAGUCCUUCAAUGGGAUGGUGUCCACGGCAAGUUUGCACAGCCUCCGCCAGACCUCGCUGGCCUGGCUGGAUCAGUACUGCUCCCUGCCCGUGCUCCGGCCCAGUACGUGAGCUCCUGCCUGCCCAGUCCUCGGAGCUGUCCUGAGCUCCCUUCGCCAGCUGAGUGCGUCCACCAGUAUCCUGACCGACCCAAGCCGUGUGCCUGAGCAGGCCACGAGGGCAGUCACAGAGGGCCCGCUGGGCAGACCAUUAUAGUCCUGGCACACCCUCCGGGCACUCCCCUCCUGCCCAGGCCCUAGCUGGUGCCUUCCCAAAGUGUCCCCACCUCCUGGUGGCUGAGAAGAGCCGAGCUCUGUCCCUGCUCUGCCUCUGCCCUCUGGGCAACUUGAAACCCCUCUUCAGGGUGGGGACAGCUCAACCGACAGAUGGACUUGAGGCCUUAGCCAGCGGGACACUGGGGACCUGAGCUGGGCAACUCAGGGAGCUCGGAGGAGAGAAGGGGACAGCCUGUCUCUGGAUCACUCCUGCCUGCUCCCUGCAGGGGACACCAGGCUCCUGUAGGGCGGCUUUCCCUGAGCAAAGCCCGGGAGGGCCAAUGCCAGGGCAUCUUGUAUGUGUGUGGAUGUAUGAGUGUGGAUUUUGUAAAGAAUUCUUGAACAAUAAAAACAAAAACUUUCA